This is a messenger RNA of Ochlerotatus camptorhynchus, 2464 nucleotides long. RefSeq names its product protein MCM10 homolog. The transcript is spliced from 2 exons. Gene Ontology annotation, cellular component: nucleus; nuclear replication fork. Gene Ontology annotation, biological process: DNA replication; DNA replication initiation. Bases 98 to 2464 code for a protein of 788 amino acids. Gene Ontology annotation, molecular function: single-stranded DNA binding; DNA replication origin binding. The record is from RefSeq and is a predicted model, not a curated record. Lineage: Eukaryota; Metazoa; Arthropoda; Insecta; Diptera; Culicidae.
AACUACAUAGGUAUUAGCUAAUGAAGUUUGUUUAAUUUAAUAGUCCAAUAGUAAAUAAUAUAAUAAUAGAAGAGUGAUAGGUUAAUUUUACCUCAGAAUGUCGUCAUUGAGCACCGUCAACGAUGAACAGGAAUCGAUUGAGAUCGAUGAAUUGGAACAGCUGUUGUUGGAAGCAGAAUCCGAAGCAAUAUCCUUCGUUAAAAUUGUGCCGUCUCCUGUUGCUAGUACGUCCGAGGAGCCAACCAGCUCAGCAAAUACGAAAUUGAUUACUAAAGCCAGCUCAAUUUCCCUCAACGGUUCAACGUUCCUGAAGAAUUUGGAACAGCAGAGUCCGGAUAAGCAAACAUCUAAACUCUCGAAACCGACCAGCGCGGUCCACAGUGGUGAUACCGACUCUUCAGACGACGAGGAGAUAAGAAAUUUACUGGGGCGAAAAUACGAUGAUUACGGAAUGGGUAUCAAUGCAAUUUUAAAGCAAAAAGAGGACGAGAGAAUUGAUUUGGAAAUAUCGAAUUUUAUUAACCGUACAUUGAAAAACGCCGAUCAAGGCACAUCCCAGCUACCGAAAAAGAAAGCUCCUACGAAAACACCGGAAUCAUUAGAGGAGGAUGUUCGACCUUUCCCGGGUGCCACGAAGGCGGAGCCUCUUCCGGUAUCAAAAAAUACCAUACCGGAUAUAUUUAAGAAGAGCGUAUAUACUGAUCCAAUCUUUGGGAUACGCCUGGUACAUCCAUUGAUUUCAAGCACAAUGAUGCAAGAGCGAAUGCAGGGUAGGAAACCAGUGUCCAUGGCUCGGAUAAAACAUCAUAUCGAGCAUGUAAAUUUGAAGGAAGACUGGGCUAUCGCCGGAGUUGUACUCAGCAAAAGUCCUCCGAAAACUACGGCUAAGGGAAGUCAGUUUUCCAUCUGGAAGCUAAGCGAUCUUCAUGGGGAACUCAAAAUGGUUAGUUUGUUCCUAUUUUCACAAGCCUACAAAGAUUUGUGGAAAACGGCCGAAGGGAUGGUCAUUUGCAUAUUGAACCCCGGCGUGCUGGAGCGUAACGAUGAUAAAAAUACGGAGGCAGUUCUCUCGAUUGACAAGUCUGCCAAAGUGAUGAUAUUGGGACAGUCGAGAGACAUGGGGACGUGUCGCAGUAAGAAAAAGAACGGAGAGCGGUGUACGGCCUAUGUAAAUCUGGACAAAUGUGAACAUUGCGUGUACCACGUAAAGCAAGAGUACAACAAGGCUUGCAAUCGUGGUGGCCUAAUUUCAUCUACUGCCGGGCGAGGAUUGAACGAGCUUCGGAACAAAGUGCUUGGGAAAAAUGAGGUAUUCUACGGUGGCCAAAGUUUUUCGGCAGUUAAAGCUAAGAAGAAUCCGAAGCAAGUUGCAAAGGAUAAUAAUCGCAUGCUGACGCUUUCGGAAUACUACCAGUCUCCGCUGCAAGGCAGCGGUAAUGCAACUUCACAAGCAAGCUCUUCUUCGCUUCCAGCUUACCGUCAACAGCCGGCUAUUAAAUCCGUCCCCAACAAGGGAUCUGCAGCUAGGUUGGAAUUCAACAUAAAACAAAGAGAAAAGGAUGUGGAGCGUUUGAAGCAACUUGGUUUGAGUACAGAAGAUACUCUGUCUUUGACAACUUCCAGAGAGACAGCUAAAACUCCUACACAGGUAUCAAAAUCGACAUCGAAAUCAUCUCCAUGUCUAUCAGCACCUAAUGGUUUCGAAAAUCGAUCGUUUAGUCUUGAAACUAAAGCAACACCUAGAUUGAGUACGGGUAAUUUUGUCAUUGACUUGGGACAGUCUCCGAAGCAAGCACUAUACUCACGUCAAAAAGCCGCCAACAUUUUGAAGAAGAACCCCCUGGCGAAAUCCAAUCCGAAUUUCAUUAAAUACCGUGGCUCAGAAACGGGGAAAAAACGUGCAUUGGACGAGAUCCACGCAAACGACGAAGUAGCAAACGGAAAUGCUUCGAAAAAGCAGAAGCUGGAUCAAGAAGAGCAGGCUCGAAAGGAUCGUUUGAAAACAAUGAUGGAGGCAUGCUCAUCGCAUACCGAUCUAAUCAAAGCCCACGAGGAUGAACAGCAGGAAAAGUACUUCAAAGACCUCGAACGCAAGGAAGCAAUGGAGGAAAAAAUGAUGAACACCUUCAAGGUGGAGUGCAAGGCUGUGAUUUGUCUCCGAUGCAAGUACAUUGCAUUCUCGGCGGCCGAUCGGUGCAAAGAGGAACGACACGAACUCAAAGUGCGAGAUGCCGAGAAACGUUUCUUUAAAUGUGCCGAUUGUGGGAAUAGGACAGUUACGUUGCAUCGUUUACCUAAAACUACAUGUAAGAACUGUCAGAGUUCUCGUUGGGAGCGCUGUGCAAUGAUGCGUGACAAAAAGGGAACGGGAGUGUCUUUAUGCAUUCGAGGUGACGAGGAGAAAUUCUUGGGUAGCUGCGCUAACAGUGCAAAUUUGAACUUGCUCGUUCCGGAAGAUAACUAA